Molecule: messenger RNA, 315 nt
Organism: Suillus subalutaceus
Lineage: Eukaryota; Fungi; Basidiomycota; Agaricomycetes; Boletales; Suillaceae
Exons: 4
Coding region: 1-315 (104 amino acids)
Source: RefSeq, a predicted model, not a curated record
AUGGUCUCCAGCGGCUGCAAGUUGACUGUUGCUGCACGUUGGUGGUACGCCCGUUCGGAGAUACCAGACGAUCGGAGGUUGAGGAUGGUAAAUUCAUCGCCGGAUGUAAAAGCAUUGUUUAAUGCUCCUGCAUACAUAUACGAUCUGGAGGAGCAUGAGGACUCUCAAUCAACACAUGGUCCGCCAGGAACGGGCCUCGACUGCUGGACACCGCUAUCCCGAUCGCGACAGGGGCCACAAGAGGUCACUGCGGAAUACUCGCGGAAUACUCGGGAUGGCUUUACUGCUAUGCGCGGAGAGCCGAGUGGUAGCUGA